Chara braunii is the source of this 1973-nucleotide messenger RNA. NCBI's taxonomy places the organism in Eukaryota, Viridiplantae, Streptophyta, Charophyceae, Charales, Characeae. The record is from the annotation of a GenBank genome assembly.
GCCUGGUUCCACUGGUCCUAAAGUCCUGUUUUCCCCUGGUUCCAGGAGCCGGGUUCCCUCGUCCCCGCAGCCUGUGUUCAGAAAGUGUGUGUGCUUUUCGAUGGGCGGGCAAAAAGCGUAAGAACGUACUAAUAAAAAAUAAAAAUAAAAAAUAAAAAGUACUAAUAAUUUACUAAUAAUGAAUGGCUGAUGAAUUGUGACAAUGUCAUUCCUUGGGGGUGUUGCUUGCUGGUGGCUGGGGGGUAUGAUCUCUUGUCUGCACGACUCUGCAGUGUCGAGGAGGUGUACUUUAACCGGCAAGAAGGCGAAUAACGGCUACAAGGUGUCGUUUUCGAACAAGAAGUCGAAGAAGCUUCAACAGCCAAACCUGCAGUACAAAAGGUUGUGGUGGGAGAAGGGCAACAGGUUCGUCAGGUUGCGGUUGUGCACCAGGGCCCUAAAGACUGUAGACCUGAAGGGCCUCGACGUAAUGGCGAAGGAGGCAGGCAUUGAUCUUAACAAGUUUUGAGUAGUUUGCUGAGUUCCCCAUGAUUGAUCUUUCUCCAAGGUUUCAGUCUGUAGCUUUGCAAGUCCUGAGCUUUUUGGCAAUGUCCAUCCUCUACCCUGCACCCAGUUGCUUCUGCCUUUCUUAGUUGUUGUGUCUAAAAAUAGACAGUGCUAUCGUGUAGUCGGGUGCUAUAGAGAAAGCUACCCUACCCUAUGGAAAGAUGAUAUAGCUGUAGUGUUGACCCCUGCUUAUGCAGAUCGUGGCAAGAACUCUAGAAGAAGGAAGCGGUGGUCGCUGACUUUGCAUGUGCGAUCACCGUCAACGAGGCACAUGGAUACGAGGUGGGAGAUUGUGAAGGAAGGAGAGGGCCAAGUCAAGUGCAUGACAUCAUCGCUGAUUGCAGCCAUCUGCCCUCCAGCUGCCAUCAUCUAAUGUAUCCAUUCAUCCAUCCAUCCAUCCAUCCAUCCAUCCAUCCAUCGUCUGUGAUGACUGAGAGAGGGUCAUCGUCGAGAGAGAUGGUGGAGCACACACACCGAGAAGAAGGGACCAGAAGGGAUCUCGAUUGCGCAACUGUGCAGGGGUUGGCGAUCAUGCUGAUGUGCAGCUGAGCAAUUUCGAAGAUGCAAAUUGACAAUGAGGGUGAGUUGCAGUUGCAGUUGCAGUUGCACUUGCACUUGCUGCAGUUGUAGUUGCAGUUGUAAUUGCAGUUGGGGUUACAGUUGCAGUUGCAGUUGCGGUCUAGUUGCAGUUGGGGUUACAGUUGCAAUUGUACAUCGACAAUGAGUUGCAGUUGCAGUUGCAGUUGCAGUUGCAGUUGCAGUUGCAGUUGUACAUCGACAACGAGGGUGAGUUGGAGUUGCAGUUGCAGUUGCGCUUGCACUUGCACUUGCUGCAGUUGCGCUUGCACUUGCACUUGCUGCAGUUGUAGUUGCAGUUGCAGUUGCAGUUGCAGUCGCAAUCGCAAUCGCAGUUGCAGUCGUAGUUGCAGUUGCAGUCGCAAUCGCAGUUGCAGUUGCAUUUGCGGUUGUAGUUGCAGUUGCAGUUGCAGUUGCGGUUGUAGUUGUAAUUGUAGUUGCAGUUGCAGUUUGGUGUCUGCCUCUUCUCCCUGCUGUGGAUGAAUGAUUCGAAAGUGGGCAGAGUUUGUCAGCUGCGUUCUCAACACCGAGUUUCAGACUUGGCCACAAAUCUACUUUGGCAUUUGUGAAAGGGAAGGACUUCGAAGGAGUGUUUAUCUCCCCCUGUUUCAGUAUAAAGAUGACACAGAGAAGCAAAAUGGUAGUAGUCGGUGAAAAGAGGAGAAACAGGAGACAGGGUAUGGUCUGCUUCACAAAGUUCUGCAGGUUACGGUCUGAGAAAACGCCGCCUUUCCGUGAUGCACAUUGCUCUUGCGACCUCAUCGAUUAUCCUGUCCUCUCUUCAAGUUAUCCUUUUUUGUCUUGCCCCCACCCUGUCCCAUCUUCAACUUAUCUGUUAUCGUCUCCCAAAC